Molecule: messenger RNA, 2349 nt
Organism: Neomonachus schauinslandi (Hawaiian monk seal)
Lineage: Eukaryota; Metazoa; Chordata; Mammalia; Carnivora; Phocidae
Gene: HCN3
Product: hyperpolarization activated cyclic nucleotide gated potassium channel 3
Exons: 8
Coding region: 1-2349 (782 amino acids)
Biological process (GO): potassium ion transport; transmembrane transport
Cellular component (GO): membrane
Molecular function (GO): voltage-gated potassium channel activity
Source: RefSeq, a predicted model, not a curated record
AUGGAGGCAGAGCAGCGGCCGACGACAGGGGCCGACGAACGGGCGACCCCUGGGCUGGAGGCGGCUCCUCCUGCUGCCCCGGCGCCUGCGACCGCGGCCUCGGGACCGCUCCCGGCGCCCGCGUCUGGGCCCGAGCCCAAGCGGAGGCAGCUCGGGACGCUGCUCCAGCCCACGGUCAACAAGUUCUCCCUUCGCGUGUUUGGCAGCCACAAAGCAGUGGAAAUCGAGCAGGAGAGGGUCAAGUCAGCGGGGGCCUGGAUCAUCCACCCCUACAGCGACUUCCGGUUUUACUGGGACCUGAUCAUGCUCCUGCUGAUGGUGGGGAACCUCAUUGUGCUGCCCGUGGGCAUCACCUUCUUCAAGGAGGAGAACUCCCCACCUUGGAUCGUCUUCAACGUCCUCUCAGACACUUUCUUCCUGCUGGAUCUGGUGCUCAACUUCCGCACCGGCAUCGUGGUUGAGGAGGGUGCUGAAAUCCUGCUGGCACCGCGGGCCAUUCGGUCGCGCUACCUGCGCACCUGGUUCCUGGUCGACCUCAUCUCCUCCAUCCCGGUGGAUUACAUCUUCCUGGUGGUGGAGCUGGAACCACGACUGGAUGCCGAGGUCUACAAAACAGCGCGGGCGCUGCGCAUUGUGCGCUUCACCAAGAUCCUCAGCCUGCUACGGCUGCUGCGCCUCUCCCGCCUCAUCCGCUACAUACACCAGUGGGAGGAGAUCUUUCACAUGACCUAUGACCUGGCCAGUGCCGUGGUGCGCAUCUUCAACCUCAUCGGGAUGAUGCUGCUGCUGUGCCAUUGGGACGGGUGUCUGCAGUUCCUGGUGCCCAUGCUGCAGGACUUCCCUCCUGACUGCUGGGUCUCCAUCAACCGCAUGGUGAACCACUCGUGGGGGCGCCAGUAUUCCCACGCCCUGUUCAAGGCCAUGAGCCACAUGCUGUGCAUUGGCUACGGGCAGCAAGCCCCUGUAGGCAUGCCCGACGUCUGGCUCACCAUGCUCAGCAUGAUUGUGGGUGCCACGUGCUACGCCAUGUUCAUCGGCCACGCCACGGCGCUCAUCCAGUCCCUGGACUCUUCCCGACGUCAGUACCAGGAGAAGUACAAGCAAGUGGAGCAGUACAUGUCCUUCCACAAGCUGCCGGCUGACACCCGGCAGCGCAUCCACGAGUACUAUGAGCACCGCUACCAGGGAAAGAUGUUCGAUGAGGAGAGCAUCCUGGGCGAGCUGAGCGAGCCGCUUCGGGAGGAGAUCAUUAACUUCACCUGCCGGGGCCUGGUGGCCCACAUGCCGUUGUUUGCCCACGCCGACCCCAGCUUCGUCACAGCCGUGCUCACCAAGCUGCGCUUUGAGGUCUUCCAGCCGGGGGACCUCGUGGUGCGUGAGGGCUCCGUGGGCAGGAAGAUGUACUUCAUCCAGCACGGGCUGCUCAGUGUGCUGGCACGUGGCGCCCGGGACACCCGCCUCACUGAUGGAUCCUACUUUGGGGAGAUCUGCCUGCUGACGCGGGGCCGGCGCACGGCCAGCGUGCGGGCGGACACCUACUGCCGCCUGUACUCCCUGAGUGUGGACCAUUUCAACGCCGUGCUGGAGGAGUUCCCCAUGAUGCGCCGGGCCUUCGAGACUGUGGCCAUGGAUCGGCUGCGCCGCAUCGGCAAGAAGAGCUCUGUCCUGCAGCGGAAACGCUCCGAGCCAAGUCCCGGCAGCAGCGGGGGCACCGUGGAGCAGCACUUGGUACAGCACGACAGGGACACGGCCCGGGGAGUCUGGGGCCUGGCCCCGGGCACAGGAGCUCGGCUCAGCGGGAAGCCAGUGCUGUGGGGGCCGCUGGUGCACGCACCCCUGCAGACCGCCGCCGCGACCUCCAGUGUGGCCAUUGCCCUGACUCACCAGCGGGGCCCUCUGCCCCUCUCCCCUGACUCUGCAGCUACUUUCCUUGCUCGCUCUGCUCGACGCUCAGUGGGCUCCCCAGCCUCCCCGCUAGUGCCUGUCCGAGCUGGCCCUCUGCUGGCCCGGGGUCCGUGGGCAUCUACCUCCCGCCUGCCUGUCCCACCUGCCCGAACCCUCCACGCCAGCCUGUCCCGGGCUGGGCGCUCCCAGGUGUCCUUGCUGGGUCCCCCCCCGGGAGGAGGUGGACGGCGACUAGGACUUCGGGGCCGCCCACUCUCAGCCUCCCAACCCUCUCUGCCUCAACGGGCAGCUGGGGAUGGCUCUCCUGGGCGUAAGGGCUCAGGAGGUGAACGCCUGUCCUCUUCAGGGCUCCUGGCCAAGCUUCCAGGGACAGCCCAACCCCCCAGGCCAUCGGUGCCUGAGUCAGCUGCCCCUCGGGGCCCCCAGCUCUCUGCCAACAUGUGA